Sporisorium graminicola is the source of this 2088-nucleotide messenger RNA. RefSeq lists its product as uncharacterized. NCBI's taxonomy places the organism in Eukaryota, Fungi, Basidiomycota, Ustilaginomycetes, Ustilaginales, Ustilaginaceae. The transcript has a single exon. The coding region runs from base 1 to 2088 and encodes 695 amino acids. The record is from RefSeq and is a predicted model, not a curated record.
AUGGCUGUCGAGACCGAACUCGAUACCGCCGCCUGUGAGGCUUCGUGGCCUUCGCGGCGCCUCAACCCCAAGAUGCUCACAUGGUGGUCGUUCCUCUGGAUCCUCUACAUUCCUUUUGGCAUCCUGCUCGGCAUUGGCCAGCUGAUCUGGGUGCUGGUGUCCGCGACGUGGAUUUUGUUCUUCAGGGGGCCCAAGGGCCUGCAUCCCAAGCAGAUCUUCCCGCUCGUGUCGUUCAACGUGGUGGAUCACCAGGGUAACCCGCUCCCCAACGAGUACUUUACCGCCUCGGAGUGGCGCGAGGCGUCGCACGCUGCGGUUCGACGCAUCUACUGCGCCGAGCACCCGUACAUCUUUCUAGAUGGUUGUCUGCCGACGCUGACCAACUCGUCGAUGAUCGUGGGCGAGGCGGCGAGCACUGGCAUUGUCGGGCUCCUGUGCCGGCCCAUCUCGGUGGUCAAGCGACGCGGGAUUGCGCUGGUCAAGAUGCUCGAAGAGUGGGUGCACAACCCGAUCCUGGCCAAAAACCUUGUCAUUUUCCCACAGGCGGUCACCGUGGCGCGCAACAACUUUGUCAAGUUUGGCUUGCCCACGUUCGAGUUUGCGGCGGCUCAUCCGCACCAGGUCGAGAUCGUGCCCGUGAGCAUUGGCUACGACAUGCCGUACCCGAUCCACCUGCGCAAAGCCGAUUCGAGCUUCCUGUUCGACUUUUUGCUGCUCAUGAUGAUGCCGUACGCCAAAGUGACCUACGCUCUGCUCGAGCCGGUCCCGCUGCACGGCAGGUCGGCGGAAGAGAUCAAGCAGGAGUGUGAAGACAAGAUUGUCGAGUGCUCGCUCAGGCAGUGCCAGCGCCAUAACAUCGACUACCGCGACAAGGUCGCCUGGAGGCACCUUCUCUCUGCACGCCUGCAUCCGACCUACCGCCAGUUCGAGGUGAGCGUGAUCAACGCCAUUCAGAGCAUCCCCGGUCUGCGAGUCCCCUCGCUACUGUUGCACUACGCGUGUCAGGAGUCGAUCCUGAUCAUUAUCGGUGCGUGCAUCUACUGGUCUCGGUGGAACCAGCUCGAGGUCAACAUCAUCAUGCGCGCAUGUGUCGUGACUUUCGGCAUGGUCAACCUGAUCAAGGUGCUCCGUCCCGUGCCGCGACCGGCGUGGGUGGCGGCGAACCGGCUGAGGCUCAACCCGUACACGCUCAAGACGCCGUUGAGGCAGUACGACUACACGUUUCCGUCGGGCCACUCGGCGUUUAUGGCGUGCGUGUAUGCGAGCUACUACUUUUCGCGCAACCAGCCGGAUGUGCGCUUUCACUUUCCCGCGUCGAUGCAUGCUGUGCUAGCACUGCUGACGCUGGCGAGUGGUGUGUCGCGUCUGUAUCUCGCACUGCACUGGCCGCUGGAUGUGCUGUGCGGUUGGGUCAUCGGCGCGGUGUGGGGGUGGGCGUGGGGUGCUUUCCUCAACGCCAGGUUCGAUAAGCUGCACAUCGGCAUCCAGAUCGCCAUCGCCAUCGGAGUGAGCGUCUUCUUUUUGAUCGUCACCAUGUUGCGCAUGUUUGUCCUCCCCGCCAAAAUCCCCGCAAAGGUGUGGAGCGACCACGUGGGCCAUGCGCUCAAGCUGCACGAUCCCAAGCAGCUCAUCCUCAACACAUCUAUGAUCUGGACUGUCCUGGCCGCAAAGGCGUUCCUGUACGCCUUCUACUACGCCGGCGCCACGGUGCUCAUCUGCCCACUCGGCCGCUCGUCCUGGCUGAUCUUCAUGCAGCUCCUCAUCGGUCUCCUCUCCACUGCGCUUAUCUACGUGCUCGUCGUCCACCUCCCCGCACAGCUCUACCCGCCCCCCAAGCCCAAGAAGCAGGACCCGGAAAAGGCUCAGCUUCUGCAGCAAACGUCGAGGUCCUUGAUGCCCGCGAUUGCGCAGGGGUACUCGCCUGCCGAAAUCCGAGGCGCCGUGCUGCGCGCCGCUUGGUGGCUGUUCGCUUCGUCGUUUGUGCUCUUCUACAUCACCGUGUUCAGCCAGUUGGUGGCGAGCAAGAUCGAAGCAUCGUACUGCUCCGUGUUGUACUACAACAAGAUCGCCACUUACGGCGACAAUUAG